CGCACGAACAAGGCCACAACCAAUUGGUGUGUUGUGUACUUGUGUGUAAAAUCAAUUCCAUAUACAGUACGGAGUAAAAAAAAGUGUUAUUUACUUUCCGUAACAUUAAUUAUCCACCUGAUUUUGACCCACUGUUUUCGUUCUCCUUUGAGCCAUUUCACUUUUACGCUGCACUCCUUUCUCUCUCCUCCAUUGAAUUGCAGCGUCCUCUGAAUUCUCCAUUGAAGCGCCUUCUGAGCUUUCUCUCCUCCAUUGAACCACCUUCUCAGAACAUUGAGUGCCUUGACAACUGCUUAUUAAAAAGACAAAGGGGGACAAUUGGAACAGUUCACAGGUACAAAUUUAGUAUAAAUUCGUAGCUACCAAAGUUGGCGGAGUUGAUAUGGGAGAGAAUCCUACACUGCAAUUCACAGCAGACACAACCCAAGUUGUUCUAACUGGAACAGCUCGAGAUGGAACAGCUGGACCUCCUAUUGGUCAUGUUGACAUUGGAAUAAGUGAAUCAGCUUACUUGUUUCGAGUUGCACUUCCUGGUAUUAGAAAGGACAAUUGUGACUUGAGCUGUGAGAUUGAACGUGAUGGGAAGGUUCAUCUUCAAGGGAACAUAACAGGGGGAGAACUAGCUAAAAAGAAUCCUAAAACUGUGUACCACCUGAGCUUGUCACAGUUGAGCCCACCUGGACCAUUCUCCAUUUCUUUCAAGUUGCCUGGUCCAGUUGACCCAAGGUUAUUCUCACCCACUUUCAGGUCAGAUGGUAUCCUGGAGGGAGUUGUGAUGAAAUACAAGGCACCUGGUGUACCCCCAUGUGGUAAUCAGUUUGAUCCUGCAAUUCCUGCAUGAGCUGAACUGCUUCUCAAUCCUGUGUAGUAGCUGCUGAAUGUGCAUGUAAAGGUAUGUAUUCUGUUAGUUUACCGGAUUAGCACAGUCCAACUAGUCAAUAGAUUAGCUGGAUACCAGUUGAUAGUGUUGCUAAUUAAUGUGACAAACUUGCGGACUGGUCUUGGGUAUUUGACUCUUAAUUGUAUUGUACACAACUCAUGACCUGGUAGGCCUAGGUAAACUAUUGCAGUUGAUUUUCUGCUUGGAGCUAAUUAUAGAUUUUUGGCUAUGAUUUAUGGAUUGGCAUUAGUAUUAAUGAUAUAAUGUGAUUGUAUUUCAUAUUGUUC
This is a messenger RNA of Chenopodium quinoa (quinoa), 1167 nucleotides long. Its product is annotated as increased DNA methylation 3-like. The transcript is spliced from 4 exons. The record is from RefSeq and is a predicted model, not a curated record. NCBI's taxonomy places the organism in Eukaryota, Viridiplantae, Streptophyta, Magnoliopsida, Caryophyllales, Amaranthaceae. Bases 383 to 841 code for a protein of 152 amino acids. Gene Ontology annotation, cellular component: nucleus.